This is a messenger RNA of Paramisgurnus dabryanus, 5759 nucleotides long. RefSeq names its product tudor domain containing 6b (gene tdrd6b). The record is from RefSeq and is a predicted model, not a curated record. NCBI's taxonomy places the organism in Eukaryota, Metazoa, Chordata, Actinopteri, Cypriniformes, Cobitidae.
CUCAACCUUAAUUCCCAGCAUCAAUGAAAUCGAUGGGGAAAAUGUGAAUGUUCUUUAACCUUCUGGAAAAGAUUCCACGUCAGGAUGUGUUCAGUUCUUGGUUUGCCAGAUAUUGGGUCAAAUAUUACCCUUCACAUUACAAGAGUAAACUUAAACCCCCACAGUGUUUUAGUAGAAUUCGGAGGAUAUUUAAAUCACAGACCAGAGACCAGGGAAGUACAUCGACAAAUAAAAGAAGAGAUUGAUUUCGAGAAGGAGAGUCAGGAUAAUUUUGAAGGCAUACCUGGAGAUGUAUGCUAUGUAUAUGAUGAUAAAGACUGGCAUAGAGCAAGGAUUCUUUCAAAAUACGAACAUGAAUACAAUGUGUUCCUAAUUGAUGAAGGUAAAUUAUUCUGGACAUCAAGGAACGUUUUAGCAAAAUGUCCACCCAACCUUUUCAGUUUACCCCCAACAGUAGAGCUUUGCAUUUUGGCUGGUGCAUUACCUUUGUGCUUUGAGAGUGGAUGGUCUGAGGCUGCUUCAGAGUUCAUCAGAUGUUUGUGUGGGAAAAACAUCUCUGGACGUGUUCAGGACGUGAUGAUGCCUUACAGAAUCUUGCUUCUUGACAUUCCAAGUGUAUCUGAUCAAAUGUAUGAACUUGGAUUCACCAGAAAGGCAUCUAAUGAGGAUUUCAAAAGCCUUGUAAAAACUUUGCUGCAUUCACCAAAAGGAAACAUUUCGAUACGGACAGACUUUGCGAUGCCAAAUGUACAGGAGCACACAGUUGAAUCUGAAAUGUUGUAUCAGUACUUGUACCCAGAGCUGUUGCCUGGAACCAUUGAGAUCGUUACUGUGACGCAUGUAGUUCACCCAUUGAAAAUCUUCUGCAAGUUGCAUGUCUUUUCACAGGAGCUUAAGAAAUUAAGUGAUGUACUCCACAAAUGCCAUGAAGAUGCAAUACCUUCUCUGAUAUCACAACCACUGUCUGACGGGUCUCCAUGUGCAACCAAAGGAAGUGAUGGCAAGUGGUAUCGAUCUGUCCUCCAGCAAAACACAGUCUCCGAUUUUGUUAAAGUCUUUCACGUCGAUUACGGAAUUGGAGACUUUGUUAAACUCUGCAAUAUCAGACCUUUGUCUGCGAGGUUCCUUCAGUUGCCGGUUGUCACUUACGCAUGCUCUCUACAUGGGAUCGUUGACAAAGGCACUGGAUGGCGGACCGAUCAGAUAGAUUUUCUCAAAUCUAUUGUGCAGGAUCAAAUCUUCAUUGGAAAGUUUGAGGAGCCCAGUCUCCACGAGGGUGUCUAUCAUGUCACGCUCUAUGGGAGUGAUAAUGUCAAUGUAAACAAUGUUUUUGGCCUCAAAGAGCAUUGCUUGUCAGUAGCUGAGAGACAGUGUGCUGACAAAACUCUUGAGGCGCUGAACAAAGUAACAUACAGACAUCAGCAUGACAAUGUGCCGGCAUGUUUUCCGAGUCCAAAUACAAGUUCUUCAACCGAUACCCGUGAAGAUAUCUCUGCAGGGUCCAGAACAGAAGCAAACUUAGAACCCACAGAGCGAAUGCAGUCACUAAAUAAUGCAUGUGAUGUUCCACCCAAAACUGAAGUAGGCACAAAAAAGAAGGUAUGGAUAACUUGUGUCAGAAGUGUAAACCAGUUCUAUGGUCAUUUUGUGCACAAUUUUGAUACUAUUAAGAAAAUGACCAGAGAUAUUCAACAACUGUGCUGCAAGCGAACACAAGGAAAAUUUUCACUUUCCCCCAAGAUGAUGUGUUUUGCCAAAUAUACAGAUGGAUUGUGGCACAGGGGACAAAUAGAAUCAACACAUCCAAAAUUACUCGUCCACUUUGUAGAUUACGGCAAUGUGUUGGCUUUGGAUAGAUCAGAAAUUCUACCGCUUACUCCAGAGGCCAGUGCAGUUGCAUCAAUUCCCAUUCAUACUGUUGAGUUUGAACUUUUCAAUGUAACAUUACCAGAGUCACAUGAUCUUAAUGAGUGGUUUGAAAACUACGCCACAGAUGGUGUGUUCUGUGUCACUGUAAUGAAACAGAAUCCUUUAGGCAAACUAUCAGUGGAGAUGUACGAUGAGAAAACAAAUCUCAAUUUAAAAAUGAAAGAGAAAUGGAGCAAGACUAAAAAGCUGAAACAAGGCUCUAAUAUCAACAGAGAAGCAGAUAAGGCUCGCGCUUGCAAAGUGUUUUCAGAAGUUAUAGAGUCAAAAAGGCAGAGAGAGCAGUUUAGUACUACAACGCAAGCAAAUGAGAUGAUGUAUAGGAAAGUGUCGAAACCAGUUGUUCAAGGUACACUAGAACAAAAUUGUAAUACAAUUGGACACAGCGAAGCAGGCUGUAAUGACUCACGGCAACAAUUGGCUACGCAGCAAAAAGUGUUGUCUCAUUAUCCAAAGCUGACAGAUCUUCCUUCAAGGAGUUUGAAUGAAGGAUACGUUUCAGAGGUUUAUCUUUCACACUGUAAUAGCCCAUCGAGUUUCUAUGUACAAUUGACAAGUGAAGAAGAUAAGACAUUUUCCCUUCUGGAUGAACUUAAUUCUUCACAGUUAAGCAGUGCACAAGUUGACCUCCAAGCAUUGAGGCCGGGUGAUGUUGUUCAAGCAGAGUAUCCCUCUGAUGGAGCUUGGUAUCGUGCUGUUGUUCAAAACAAACAAGAUAGCAAGGUUCAAGUGCAGUUUAUUGACUUUGGGAAUGAGGCGACUCUCCCACCCCUUAAAAUAAGGCAACUCGACAAGCGGUUCCUAAACAUGCCCAGGCUAAGCAUUCAUUGCUCACUUGAGGAUGGUAAGACUGGAUACAAAAGAGAUUGGACCAAAGAACAGGUCAUAGCUUUUAAAAAGGCAGCAGGUGAAAAUGGUGAGAAGAAAAUCCUUUGCAAGUUUAUUCGCAAUAACAGAUCUGCUUGGCUGGUCAGUUUAGAGCACCGUGGCAUUGUGCUGGAAGGUCCAUCCUUUAACAUGACCCAAACUGACUCACAAAUGCCAGGCACUAAAGAUAUCCAGCCGGUAAUGUACAAAGAACCAGCUGUAACUGAAAGACAGGCUGUAGAGGCAUAUGCUUCAUCUAUCUGUGGGCCAAAUUAUUUCUGGUGCCAGUUCAAGAACUCUGAAGAACUUGACAAAAUCUCCUUGAUUGCACAAGAAAUUGGAAAUGGCACUCAAACAAAACCAAUUCAGCAAGAUCAGCUACAUGAGGGACUACCAUGCCUAGCGCGCUUUUCGGAUGAGCUGUGGUAUCGUGCGCAGAUAAUUACCAAACUUCCAAAUAGACUCUCUGUUCUCUUCAUAGACUAUGGAAAUGAGUCAGAAAUUGACCUAAACUCUGUGAAGUCUCUCUCCCGUGAGCUCCUGGAAAGACCACCUCAAGCAUUUCUUUGUCAGCUGGGAGGAUUUGGGUCCACGCAGGACACUUGGAACGACGUUGCAUCUGAUAAAUUUUUUGAGCUUCUGGUGGAUGAACCUUUAAAAGUGACAAUUCAAAACACUGUUAUGAACCCUGGUCAUAAGUGUCCUCAAUAUAAUGUCCUUGUUGAAUGCAAGGGACUUGUUGUUAAUGAUUUCAUGAAAGAUUAUUGGUGUGGCCCCAAGCCUCAAAUCUGCAGUCAAGUUUCAGAGGGCACAAAAUUGAAUCCAUUGGAAGGUCAGAACAAACAAGCAGUAGCAAGCCCUAAAACUGUCCAGAAAGAUUUGAUCCAUGAUUCUGUAAAUACUAAACUUCUAGUGCAAGAUUUACCUCAAGCAACAGACCUUCCUUCUCGUGUGAUAGAAACUGGUAUGGUGUGUGAAGUUUACAUUUCGCAUAUCGUCAGUCUAAGUAGUUUCUUUGUGCAACUGGCAGAAAAUGAGGAUAUUUUGUUCUCUCUAAGUGAGCAAUUAAAUUCACCUCAGUUAUCAGAGAAACAUGUCAUUCAUGCAAGCAGUGUUCAGCAGGGGAGUCUGGUGAAAGCCGUGUUUCCAGAGGAUGAAUGCUGGUAUCGUGCAGUUGUCAAGGAGACGACCGAAAAUGGCAUGGUUCAGGUGGAAUUUAUAGAUUUUGGAAAUGAAGCCAUUGUUUCUCCAUCUAAUAUCUGUAGGCUUGAUGAGCUGCUACUUUCUUACCCAAGGUUUAGCAUUCAUUGCAGCUCCAGUUUUGAGGAUCAACUUAAAAUGCAGAAGGGAUUGGAAGAGGAGAUACUUUUUUUCAAAAAUGUAUUUGGCCAGGUUGGUGAGAACAGGCUUUCCUGCAAGUUUAUUAAAGAAGAUGAGGCCACUUGGGAAGUUAAAAUGGCCCUCAAGGGGAGCACGUUGGGUAAAAGUGAAAAAUUGGAUGACACGAAUCAGAAUCAGCAAAAGUUUAACUCUGCAAAACAUGUGGUGUCUCAAGCAGAAGUUUCCAUACCUGUCAAUCCUCAGUUUAAGAAACCUGAUGUGUCUUUGGGACAGAUGGUAGAAGCUUUUGCAUCGUGUAUUGUUGGACCAAAUUAUUUCUGGUGCCAGUUUGCAAACUCUGAACAGCUUGACCAAAUCAGCCAUUUUGCUCAAGAAUAUGGAAACUCGAAUGAAACGCAGUCAAUACAGAUUGAUCAUUUGGGUCCUGGAAGCCCAUGCCUGGCUCGUUUCUCUGAUGACCUGAUGUGGUAUCGUGCACAGGUUAUUAAAAAAUCUAAUGACAUGAUAUCUGUGCUUUUUGUCGAUUAUGGAAAUGAGUCUGAAAUCGAUGAAAGUUCUCUAAAAGCACUUACUUGUAAUUUACUCGACGCUCCACCUCAAGCUUUUUUGUGUCUCUUGGAAGGAUUUGCACCCUCAGAGGGAUCGUGGGAUGAUACUGCUGCCGAUCAUUUCCAUGAGCUUCUAAUGGAUAAACCUCUGAAAGUUACUGUGAAUGCCAUUGAAAAUACAGUUGACCCCAACAGCCCGCCAUAUUGUGUUAAAAUUGAGACGGAGCAAUGCCUCGUAAAUGAGCUCAUGAGAAACUUUUGGAGUGCUUCUGUGAGACGAGACCAAAAUUCUGAUGAGGUGUUUAUCUCAUGUGAGAACUCUGUUGAAUCUGGAGAGCUGUGUGUUUCUGAGGAUAAUCAAACAAGUGAAACUCAAUGUGUUCCUCUACCUGAAUCUGGUGAAGUUGAAGAGUUAGAAGAAGCAAUUGCUGGCUUGGAUGGUACCCCUGAAAGCAAGGUGGAUGACAAGCUAGAUAAAACCGACAUGACUGCUACCUUAACAAAUUACAAUGCCAUGGAUAACAGUCCGACGAGGACAUAUUCACUUUUGGAAAACGAUGAUCAAAUCCAUGAAUCUGAUGACCGAGUUCCUGUUGUAUCAGGGCAGGAAACGUUGCUGGAUACAGAGGACAGCAGAAAAGAGACAGAAGAUGAAAGGUCUGAUAAAGACGCCCUGGCAACAUCAAAUAAAAGUAGAACUUGGACUGCUGGUUUAGAAACGCUUCCCAUGGUUUGCAAUGAAGAAUUCUGCGAAUCCACUACGUGCAUCUCAAAAUGAUAAUUUUAGUGCUGGGAUGGGAAGAAUUCAUUUUUUGUGACACAGAUGAAAAUGUCUAUGAUGACAUGUUUUAAUUAUGUUGAUCAUCAUGUUAGUCGUCCUUUUAAAAACAUGAUGCUUGACUGCAUUGUUUGUAGCUGUGAUCAGAGGAGCAUAUGUAAUGUGUGGUGUUUUUUUGCAAAAUUUAUAUCAUGUGCAUCUCCUCUGUGCCUUAAUCUGAAUGUUUAUUUGUUUGAAUAAAACAAUUUCAUAGAUUUAUCUGUUUUCAGUUGUAUAAAUAUGCACUACAUAAUUUCAGG